Molecule: messenger RNA, 10461 nt
Organism: Eurytemora carolleeae
Lineage: Eukaryota; Metazoa; Arthropoda; Copepoda; Calanoida; Temoridae
Exons: 37
Coding region: 113-9571 (3152 amino acids)
Source: RefSeq, a predicted model, not a curated record
CGUAAAAAUAUUUAAAUAUUUAGGACUUGGUUCCAUCGAGUAUCGAACACGUAAGGGGGUGGCGAAUAUAGAAGAGUGUGCAAGACGCUGUUUGCUGGGAACAAAGUGUGAUAUGUUUACAUUCUUUGCCUGGAAUCAGUGUAUUUACUAUCCUCAUCUCAAACUCAAACAUUUACCACUCUAUCAGGUAACAUAUCCUGCUGUGAGUUAUAACACAUAUGUGUUGGAAUGUGAUGACAGUGCGGCGACUAUUGAUACCUCUGGACGCUGGGAGGAUCCUGGUGUGAAAGGUUGGGAAGAAACUUCCAGCUGUUCUGCUCCUGAAAACUACAAUGGAUCAACUCACAACAGAUAUUUUCAUAAUUUUCUACCAGCCUGCCCUAAAGGAUGGAUAGAUUACAAUAAUGAAAAAUGCCUACUCCAUAGUGAUUCAGAUAAAAAAAAAUUUGAUGAAGCACAUUGGAAAUGUAUUAUUACUGAGGCUAGGCUUAUAUCUAAAUUGGACACCGACCUUCUAGAGUUUGGAAAUAAACAAGAUUGGAAAGAUUAUUGGACUUCUGGAAGAAGGCAUCGAGAUGGUUUUAAUCCUCACAGAUUUUACUGGGACUAUGGAUGGUAUGGAUGGGACCUUGGAGAUACUUCAAAAUGGAAUAUAGAUGCUUAUAGUACACCAGAUAAACCACAAAAUUGUCUUUGUGUGCAUGAUUCAAAUAAAAUGAAAGAUGAAGAUUGCGAUGAUGUUGAAAAGUACGUAUGCGAGAAAGAAAGAAAUCUAAAAGGCCUCGGGGGACAAGUGGACGGAUAUAGUAUAGAGAGGAUAGUCUACUGUCCUCAUGAAAAUAUUAUAUAUGAUUUGAAAUAUGAUCUUACUCUUGAUGCUAUUGUUUCUCAUCUUCCCGUGGAAUAUAUAAAGGAGUUUAACCCAAAUACCUUCUUAAAAGCAUGGAUAAGAUCAAUGCCUGGAGAUCCAAAAAAAUCGGGAGAGUUUAAAGUUUCUAUCGAAGUUGGAAACUCUAUUGAUGAGAUUACGCUUCCUAUGACAGAAAAAUCAGAAAGCAUCCCAAUUAUAAUUCCCAUUGCAAAUAUCACCGAGUUACCAAAAUUUAUUUCCAUCAAAGCAGAGACAACUGAAGGGGGGUUAAUAUCAUUUUCUCCGAUAGAAAUUAAAGUUGACCAGCCAAUAUACCUGGGCUGCAUCAGGGUUGCUUCCAGCAGCAGUGAUCUUGAGAUAACAGAUUCACAUUUCAAAUGUUUAAUCCACUGCAAAUCCAAGGAGAAACGGUUUGCCCUGUACUCUACUGGCAAUUGUGCUUGUAAAAAUGAUAUUGAAAUAGACCCGCUAUUUGGAUUAGAAUCAACCCAAGCUAAAGAUGUUGAAUGUCAAUCUGAGUCCUCUGGCGAUGUGUUCUCUGUUUAUGUUGCUGAAUGUGAGAAGGGCUUCCUACGACUAGGGUCUAGAUGCUAUACUAGUGUUGGAAAAGGGCAAGCUGGAUUACUAGAAGAACGAUGCAACAAAAUAGGUUCACAUCUGUGGGCCCCCAGAGCAAUUGCAGAUGUCGAGACUGUUCAGAGCGCCUUUCCAUCAAGUGCAGAUACAUACCAUCUCGGGGUGAGGAAAAAGAGCAGAAUAGAUGGAAUUACAUUUAACGAUCUGACAAUGGAGCCUGGCUUUUAUCCGUUAUAUUUUUCCUCUGGAGAACAUGAUGGGUUUAAGUUGGAUCCAGAUCCUAUACCUGACAACAGUUAUUUUGGUUCAGGCAAAGAUAUUCUUACAAUUGAUGCCACUGGUAAAGUAAGUGUAGCUGGAGACGAUCAGGAUGGAUUUGGAGUCUGCCAGAAGGAUUUAGUUCAACCCCUAGGACUUCUUCGGCUGAUUGAUGAAGUUAAGGUGAAGUAUAAGAUACAUGAUGAGGGAGUUGAGUUUCUAGAAAUUGAUUCUUCCAUUCUACCUGAUUCUCCUGGAAUACCUCUCAGAGUUCAGUUAACUAAAGGUUCCUCGGAAUCCUGGUUUGAGGUUGAGUUUGUGAAGAAGGUAAUGGUGGAUUCCAUAUUGAUAACAAUUAGUAAGGGGACCUGGAUUAAAGAGCUAACUGUGAUUAUACCUGGAGAAGAUGUGACUAUACCAAAUAUAAAACUGUUCUACUCUGCACUCACCGAACCAUUUCACAGGAUUAUUAGAUUUCCUCAGCCUUAUGUAUUUGACAGAAUCAAGAUUGAAAUCGUGAAUUCGGCUCGUAUUUUUGAAAUGAAAAUAGACUUUCUGGGCCAAUUCAUAUCAAAGAUGAUACCUGAUGGUUUCCUGGACCACGGACCAUAUGAGAUAUCAGAACUAGUCGUGAAUAAACCGGGGGAAAUGGUUGAAACUCUAGAUUACAGUAUUUGCCCUCAGGGUGGAGUGAGGUUUCAGUGCAAUGGGGAUUCCUGUGUACUAGAGCUCUCCAAUGAUGAGACUCAAAUCGGUAUAAUCACUUUCUCCAUUAGAACGGAAUCUGGAAAAUAUUUCCACUCCAUUAUUGCAACAGAUACUAUUACAACAACAGAGUUUAAAGAGGAAACAACUGCUAUUGACCAAGAGAUAUUUGUGCAUUGCUUAAAUGAUGAAACUAAUUUACAGGUGUAUGUCAAUAACAAGCUUAAACCCAUUGACAUCAAGUUUGAUAAAAGUAUAACACUUGUGAGAUUGAAAGGACCUAUUAGUCCUGGAAAAUUUGAAAAAAGCCUGAGGAAUCCAGGUGCCCUUUCACCACCAGCAACUGCCAAUAAACUUGGAUGUGAUACAUCAGGAAACAUGUGUUCAAGAGUUUUGAGUGAUCCAGGAAAAAUGAUCCAAGUUUAUGAAGCAGUGCCAUCUAAAAAGGUUGAAUAUAUGGAAUUUCAAAUUGAUUGGAGAUGUCAUAGAUCCCCUAACUUUCAUUCUCUCUGUAAUAUUAUACAGUGGAAAUGGAAUAAAGAUAUGGUGCAUGGUAGUGAUGAUGGAUUGAUUUGUCCAGAAGAAGAGGGAAUUAUUAAACUAGGAUUUCAGUGUCUUAGACUUAAAAUUGAUCCAUUAUCCUUCUCUGCUGCUCAGCAAAUCUGUUUGGAUUCAUCUGGAUUCAUUAAUCCUCCUCAAGGACUUAUUCAAGCUGAAAUAUUAAGAUUGUAUGCUGAGAAAUAUGGAUUACGCUCCUUUUGGUUGGGAGUAACUAAAGUAGAUGGAACUUGGAUGAGGACUACUUGGGAACCUGAGAAUCUUGAUUAUUUUAGUAUAAAUGAUGCAGAUUCGGUUGGAGACUGUAUAAUUGUAGACUCUGAUAAUGAAUUCAAGCCUAAAAUUGUUGACUGCGAAGAAAAACAUGGGUAUUUCUGCAAUGCUUCUCCAAACUGUCCAACUGGAUUUGUAUGGGUUCCUACGCUAGGGCGUACUUGUCUUCAUGUUGGAGGUAUUGUUGGCGAAAAAAGUGAAAUUGGAGACUUCCAUUCAGGUUUGAGUGUUUGUGCAAAAUUUGGUUUGAGUUUGUAUACACCAUCUACAUCUACCGAAUUAGAAGACUUCUUAAAAUGGGAUGAACUUACUAAAUCUGUAAAUGGAAAGAAUUUCACUGUCAUGACUGGCCUGCGUAAAUACUGGAGUGAGAAUCAACCAUUUUUUGUUUCCCAUUACUAUCCUGAUGACAUGCCAGCCUCAACAUUUUCAAGUCUUGAUGGCAAACAACCUUGUUUUAGUUCUUCAUUUCAUACAAUAACCGAUAAUAGCUGUUAUGAAGGUGAUCAAAAUAUCCCCAUGAGAGCAGUUUGUCAGUAUAAGGAGUGCAACACUUUGGAAAGUAAAACAUGUGUUUUCCCAUUCCAGUAUAAAGGAAGAACAUAUGAUACUUGUAUUCGUACAGACAAGGGUAAGCCCUGGUGCAGUCUACAAGUUGAUUCAAACAGAAACCAUGUUAAUGGAGUAAAUACUGUCGGAACAUGCGAUCAAAGUUGUGCAGUUCAAACCUGUCCAUCAGGAUUUUUCAGAAUUGAUGAAAACUGUUUUCAUAUUUCUGCUCGAACAUAUAACGAUAUAGUAAGCUCUACUAAUGAAGCUCAAAGCAAAUGUUUGAAUAUGGGAGCUAGGCUUUACCAGCCAAGAGACUUUAAAUCACUUGCUAAAUUAAUGGAGAGGGAAAGCAUCUUUUUGAUGAGAUCAGAAAAUCAUUAUCUCCAAAACAUAGCACUUCAAUCCUUUAUUGCUAUUGGAGCUAAAGUUAGUUCCAUUGAACCCACUUUAUCUAUUAAAUACUUAGAUGGAACUAGAGCUUACCCUGUAGAAAAAUUGUUAGAGAAGGAUGAAAAAGGAACAUGGCAAAUAUCGCACAAUACAGAAGCCUGUAUUAUGCUGAAAAAAGAUGGAAACCUGACUAUUGAAGAUUGCAAUGGUUAUGGAUUAAGCUCCAAAAAGUUAUUAGGUUACAUUUGUGAAGCCAAAGAAUUUAUUACAAUCAGCGGUCCCCAGUCAAAUAAUUCUUGCCAUUUCCCUUUUAAAUCAACCAUAGACAGUCCUUUUCACAGCACAUGUGUGAUUGAUGACUUACAUGAAAGUCCAUGGUGUGCUACAGAGCUGGAUGAAAAAAAGGUUGCAGUAUCAGAUAAAUGGGGAGUUUGCAGAGAUGAGAGACGAAUUGCCAUGAACGGAACAGGAGCCGGGAGAGAAUGUAUUUUACCAUUUAUUUUGAACAGAGUUUGGCAAACUAAAUGUAUUUAUAAUAUGGUUGGCGAACUUUGGUGUCCAACUCACAUAGUGGAUGGAUCUAGAGUAUUCAAUGAUCCUACUGAUGAAGUUGGAAUAUGUACAGAUUAUCUAAAACCAAUAAACACAGAUUGUGAACAGAAUUAUGAUAUGGUUGACAAAGUGUGUUUGAGAGUUUCUCCAAUUCUUGAAGAUUUUGAUAAAGCCCAAAAUAAAUGCAGGGAAGAAGGAGGAAACCUUCUUUCCGUCCUUACAGACACAUUUUUGAAAUCUUUGGAAAUCUACAUUUCAGAGUUGAACUCUUCCAAACUGUAUACUUCUCAAUCAUUAAGCUUUACAUCUUCAACUAAAUUCUGGAUUGGUGGCAUGUUCAAAGAAGAUGACUGGUAUUGGAUAUCAAAUAGCAAACUAAUAACUGAUUCUUUACCAGCGAUUGAAUGUGGCUCUGAAGAAUGCUCCAGUUCAUUUGGUUUGGUAUUUGAUUUAGAUGAAAAAAAGUGGGAAGGUAUUGCAAAAUCACAAAAGAUGCCAUACAUCUGCCAAUCUAGUUGUCCAGCAGGAUUUAAAUGGUAUCCGAAAAUACAAAAGUGUUUGCUGAUUGCAAAUACCCCAAAUUUAAAGACCAAAUCAGCUGCAAUGCUUGAAUGUGCAAAGAGAAGUUCAGUUCUUUUCAGCAUUGACUCCUGUGAUGAUUUGCCAAGGUUCUCGGAGGAUAUCAUGUCAUUCAUGAUAAAUGAAAGAACUGUAUCCACAGAAUUUUGGAUUGGCUAUUUUAGGGUUGACAAACUGGCAUACAAUGGUCGAAGGGUAAAUACUAUUCAUGGAAUUAAUUCAAAAGGAAAUAUUGGAGCGAAUGGCCCUUGUAUAACAACUAAAGAAGGAGAAAAGAUUUUAGAUUUUCUAAAAUCAAAUGACAGUGAUGUAUCUGAAUACAUAAACCUGGGAACAAGCAGCACACCACAGAUAUAUUUACAUGCACUACAAAAGAAUGAUGUGGUGGAAAAGGGUUAUAUUUGUGAACCAGAAAAUGACUGGAUUUGUCCAAAUGAUUAUACAAUGUUCCUGGAAGACUGCUACCACUAUGAAAACUUGUCAACUUCAUUUUCAAGUGCUUUUCUUCACUGCAAUUCCAUGCAUGGAAAUCUUUUUGAACCAAAGAUUUUUGCUCAAACUCUUUUCCUUCAGUCAUAUUUGUUAGAGCUAUUUAUAUCUGUUGUAUGGACUGGGUAUAGAAGAAAUAUGUUCAAAGAUGUUGAUGGCGGUUCUACUUAUUUUGAGACUUCUACUUUUACACAAUCUGACUUUCCUGAGAAACUUCAAGCAUCAGGGAAUGGGGACUGUCUUGGUUUAAACGUAACUGACUUGAAUUGGUUUUGGAUGGACUGCUCAGAGAAAAUUGCUGUUGUUUGUCAGACACCACAACUCCCAACAGUAGAAGCUGUAGAACUUAUUCAUGAUCCAAUAUUAGUAUUACCACUGGACAACAAAACUGUUGACAUAGCAUACAAAAAUUGGAUUGCAAAUCCAAAUGAAAAAGUAUUUCAAACCAAAAUGUCACAGCCUUCAGAUUUUCUGGGACACUCACUGUCAUACAUUGACUUAACCCAGUCAUUUUCAUUCAAAGAUGGUUUGACCAUUGCUUUAUGGCUCAGAUCAACUAACACCAGUGGAAAAGCUGUUAUAUUAGAUUUCCGAGAAGAAAAAGAUGUGGAUGGACUUUGUUUUUACAUUGAUAAUAGAAAACUCAACAUUGACCUAUGCAAUAACACAGAGUGUACAACAUUCACAUCUGCCUUUUUCCUACCUGAAGAAUCCUGGACUUUUGGUUCAGUUACUUUUGACAGCCUUAAUAAAAUUGGAACUUUUUAUUUAAAUGAAACAUUUGGUAUUUCUGGAUCCAAAUCUUCUAACUUUGAAUUUGAUCCAGAGGAUUGGUUGUUCAAAGAAGCCAAUCCUCUUAAAAAUUCAAGAUUAGGAUCAGCCAAGUUUCAGGAUGAAGAUGGAGAAGAGAACUUCUUUGGGAAAAUGUCCUGUCUUCAAGUGUUCUCACAGUACUUGUCACAGGCCCAGAUGUAUCAUGUGAUGAAAAAUUGCAAAAUUGAGGACUCCAAUCCUAAGGUCAAUGAAUGUCCUGUAGGAUUUUUCCGACUUCAUAAUCAAUGUUAUAAACUGCAUACAGAGCCAAUGUCAUAUGUCAGUGCAGAGGUAGAAUGUUUGACAGCCAAUGGUUCUGAAAGUUAUUUGGCCUACCCUGAGGAUUAUUUAAGCCAGGAGGCUCUUCUUCAGAUUGCGGUUGAACAGGGAUUUGAAGAUAUAUGGUUGGGAUUAGAUUCAAUGUCAGUUCACCCACUGGAAGAAAAAUGGAUGAAUAGUGAAGGAAAGGAGGAAAAUAGUUUAAAAUGGUCAGAUGGUUUUCCUGUCAGUGGUACACAGUACUGUGCCUUUCUAAACACAACCACCAAAAUGGGAAAUGAAGACUGUGAACAAAAGAAGGCAUUUUUUUGUUCUGUUAGACAAGAAAAUACCCCAGAAUGUCCUCCAAAUUAUUUCAGUUACAAGGAAAUGUGUAUUUACAAGAACUCAAAUAAGACUUCAUUUUCUGAAAGUAAAGAGCAAUGUGGUCAGUAUGGUGGAAUAGUAUUGCCAAUUAAGACUAAGGGAUUGUUUGAGUUUAUAAAGUAUCAUGCUAAUGCACUAAAUUCUGGAAGUCUGUAUAUUGGGAUGAACAGAACUGAUGGUUUAACUAGAUUUACAGAUUUCUCAGAAUACAAUUCAUUGUCUUUUGAUUUGAAUGGUUCAGAUUUAGUCAGUGAAAAUCUUCAAUGUGUGUUUCUGGACAGUUCUGAUGGUUUUGUUGCAAAGCAAACAGAUUGUGAAAAUCAGUUUGAAUCAUACUGCCUGUGGCAAGAGCCAUAUUGCCCUGAAAACUACACAGUUAAUCUAGCUGAGGCAAAUGGAAGAACCUGCUAUUCUCUAACUCAAGUUUUGAGUAAUUAUAAAGAUGCAGAAUGUAAAUCUGGGGAUCAUUUCCUGGAUAGAAUUGCCCAACCUGAAGAUCUAGAAUUAGUAAAACUUGCACUUCAACCCAAUAAGUUUGCUUGGAUCAAUCAAUCAACUGAGAAGUCAAAGGAAGAAUGUUCAGUUGCCACAUCAACUGGACUAAACUUAACCUUGAAUGGGAACAAAUGUGAAGAGGAAUUACCAACAUUAUGUGAAUAUAUAGCUUGCUACUCUACAGAUGGGUUUCAAUGCAUAUUCCCGUUUACUUAUAAAGGAGAAGAGUAUAAACAGUGUAUAUAUGGAGAUUUAUUGAAACCAUGGUGCCCAAUAGAAAUAGACAAAACAUCGCAAAUCACACGCUGGGGCCUUUGCCUUGACCAUUGUCCAGCAGAAGAAGAAAAACCAAUGUGUUUAUCACAUCCCCCCAUACCAGAAUUUGGAAAAUCUAGUGAUAACACCAGUUCAAACUUUGAGUCGAACUGGUUUGACGUUGACUUUUCAACUGAUGACAAGUCAACCUACAAUAUCUCUGGAGAAAAACAAAGAUUACAUUGGCCAGACUGGAUAUAUGAUUCAGAUAAUACAACUGAUACAAUUAUGUUUACGGUUGCAAAUAAUCUUGAGGAUUUUAGCAACAUCUAUUCAGCUUUCGCCAAUAAUAAACGUGCAGUAUAUACCUGUCCUAAAGGAUUUGUAUUUGAGACUACAUACGAAAGAUCAAUAUCAGUUCUGUGUUCAAAUGGGAAAUGGGGCACUGAAGACUUUGAUGCAUCCCAAAAAUGCAUAGCUCUGAGUUGUGCUGAGGAUGAUCUGCCAGAAAAGACUGAUGACCUUAACCUUGAAUCUGAUGAUCAUAUGAAAAGGAAAUCAGAGGAUUCAGAGAAUUGGAAUAAAUAUACAAAAACUGUCAAGUACAGCUGCCCCGAGGGACAUGUGGUUAAAUGGCCAAAUACAAAUGAAGUAAAUGCUGAUGUAACUGAUUUUGAGGUUAUCUGCCAUGAAGACGCAAAAUGGCAUCCAUUAAAAGAAGGAACCCCUCAAUUAAAUAUGCUUCCUUCAUGCAUACCACGCAACUGUACAUCUCCACCAGUUGCUGUUGAUAUGACUGAUUCUGGAAUGAUGAGCUGGAUUGAGACACCUGGGAUUGCUAGACCCUACGGUACAAUAGUAAGAUAUUGGUGUCCACAGAAGGACUGGGGAUACCCAUCUUCAGGGUUGAACCAACUAUGGUCUGAGUGUGGAAAGAACGGAGAAUGGAAUGUAACAGAAGUUGAGAAUUGCGUAGAAUUACCAUGCCCUAAUCCACCUCCACCCCCACACAUUGGAGCUGACAGAGUCUACGGGAUAAAUGCUACAAGAUAUACCUGUCCUGGGGGAAAGAUGUUUGAAACUGGAGAAUUCCCGUUCUGGUUCAACAAGUGUUUACCCAGCAAACAAUGGACCCAUCCUCAGAAACUUCCAGACUGCAUGCCCAGACAAUGUGUGGAAACCCCACCUGCUCCUAAUCCAACAACUGAGAUAAAGUGGCCAAAUAAACAUAACAAGCUCGGUGAUACAGUCACCUACACUUGUCUUAAGGGAGGAUUCAUUCCAUUCAUUGACGCAGAUGGCUGGGAGAACAUGGUAACAGAGCAAACUGUUGAGUGUAUGGAGUUGAAUGGUUUGAUGGUCUGGAUGCCUCAAAACAUCAGUCAAUGUUCUGGUAAACUUAUUGUCAAGAAUAUUUCAAUCACCGUUGUGAAUCGGGCAUUGUGUUUGCCUAGAGGGUCACUUGAAAUUAUGUUUACAGUCCAUACAGUGACUGCAAGCACAGUCAAUAUCUAUAAAAAUAUGCCUGCCUGUUUUUAUGCUUUUAUUACUUUUGUAUAAAUAGCUAAGGGAAUUUCAAUAAUCCUGUUCUUUAAUAAGAAUCAUGAAGUUCAUGAUGCUUAUUAAAGAAUACAAACAAAUAUUAAUAAUAUUUACUUAAUACAUUAUACAGAUAAUAUAAUGUUAGAUAAAAAAUACUUUAAUUAAGCCUAUUAAAUAUUAGGUAAGCUGUAAUAAUGCCUAUACUUUGUUUUUAAAUUAUAUCGCUUAUGAAAAAUUCUGAGUCUGGAACUUUAAGUAAGUAAAAAGGUUUUUUAACUUGCUUUUGCUAAAACUUCAUUUUUGUGCCAAUGUGAUCGACAUGAACCAGUGCAACAGCAGACUUUCCUAUAACUGCACGCAUAAGGUAAAAUUUAUAUACUGUGAGACAAAUAGAAGUGUGAUUAUAAAUACGAAAUUUAAGCAAUCUUUUUCAUAUUUGUUGUUGCACUGCACGAUUGCUCUAUCUUCAUUUGAUUAUUUAAAAACAUUAUUUGAGAAAAUAGUCUUCCUUUUCCACAACUUUGACCCGGAUCAGAAAUUCAAAUGUUCUACGGCUGCCCGUGUCCCCGUGAUCUUAUGUAUUCGAUAUUAAAAAAUCUUUUAUCUUUUAUUUUUAUGACAGAAAAGUUGGAUGGCUGCCAAAUAAGCGACUAAAAAUUGAUGUUAUUCAACAUCAAAUUUUGACAAAUUUACUUUCUGAUUGCAAAGCUUAAAAAUAAAUGUUUUUAAAUGUGUCCCAUAAAGUUUAAACUAUAAUGUAUUCACAAUUUGAAAAUCUCUGUGCCAAGCAACCUUGAAGGGACAUUAGCUUAACACUACUAAUGUCAGAACCAGAGAGGGGAAGAGCUUUUAGAUCUACAGGGUGAGUAAAAAACCCGGGAUUAUCAAUGUUUUGGACUGUUAAACAA